UUACGUGCUGACGAAUCGAGUAUAAUUAAAUUGCAAAACAACACAGUAAUAACAAGGAGGCUCAAGUGAUUGCAAAGCAGAAUAGUACGCGCAAAAAGGAGACGUAAAAAUCAAAAGAAAUCACACAGUCACAGUCCCAACAUAAAAAAAUGACUGAAAUGCAAAUGGAUUGUGCACUGGAUCUUAUGAGACGACUGCCGCCUCAACAGAUCGAAAAGAAUCUGAUUGAUUUAAUCGAUUUGGCGCCCGAUUUGUGUGAGGAUCUGCUGUCGUCGGUGGAUCAACCGUUGAAAAUCGCCAAAGACAAGGAGCAUGGCAAGGACUAUCUGCUGUGCGACUACAAUCGCGAUGGUGACUCGUAUCGUUCGCCCUGGUCCAACACUUAUUAUCCACCGCUGGAGGAUGGCCAGAUGCCAUCGGAACGUUUGCGUAAACUGGAAAUCGAAGCGAACUACGCGUUCGACCAGUACCGGGAAAUGUACUACGAGGGCGGCGUCUCGUCGGUGUAUCUGUGGGAUUUGGAUCAUGGAUUUGCCGCUGUGAUAUUGAUCAAAAAGGCGGGCGAUGGCAGUAAAAUGAUACGCGGCUGCUGGGACUCUAUACACGUGGUGGAGGUGCAGGAGAAGACAACGGGCAGGACGGCGCACUAUAAACUGACGUCGACGGCAAUGCUGUGGCUGCAGACAAAUAAACAGGGAUCGGGCACAAUGAAUUUGGGCGGUUCGUUGACCCGACAGACGGAGCAGGAUGCAAAUGUGAGCGAAUCGUCGCCGCAUAUCGCCAACAUUGGCAAAAUGGUCGAAGAGAUGGAGAACAAAAUGCGCAAUACGCUGAAUGCCAUCUACUUUGGCAAGACCAAGGAUAUUGUGAAUGGCUUGCGAAGCACACAAUCGCUGGCCGAUCAGCGUGAUCAGGCGGCCAUGAAACAGGAUCUGGCUGCAGCAAUAUUGAGACGCAAUGUCAAACCCGAAUCGAACUGAGCUGUUAAGUUGUUGGCGCCCCUUAAACAAAAACCCGAAAGCGAAAGGCAUUACAAGUAUAUAUACAAAAUAAUAGGGACAAUUCACGACACUUGGCCGCGUCAUUAUUCAAGAUUUAUAAACUAUAUACGCAUUUCUAGGCAUUAAAUUUGUUAAUGAGAGAGAAUCAUAAAUGAAAUUGUUAAAUGAGAAAAACGUAUUAAUGUAAAUUUCCACAUUUCCCGCCCCAUGUUGCAAAUUGAAGUCCACAUUUGAAUGUUUUGUUUGCCCCAACUAAAAAAAAACGAAAAGAAACAACGCGCCAACUUUAACCGCC
Molecule: messenger RNA, 1296 nt
Organism: Drosophila sulfurigaster albostrigata
Lineage: Eukaryota; Metazoa; Arthropoda; Insecta; Diptera; Drosophilidae
Gene: cpb
Product: F-actin-capping protein subunit beta
Exons: 3
Coding region: 150-980 (276 amino acids)
Biological process (GO): negative regulation of filopodium assembly; cell morphogenesis; actin cytoskeleton organization
Cellular component (GO): F-actin capping protein complex; cytoplasm
Molecular function (GO): actin filament binding
Source: RefSeq, a predicted model, not a curated record